AUGUCGUCCAUCAGAGACACGCCGGCCGGCCAGUUCCUACGUCUGAUCGGCUUCAAGUCAUGGCUGUACUAUCCGGAGGAAGUCACUGGCUUCGAACUACCCAGUUUGCCUUUUGUAUCGGAGGAGAUCCUACCUCCCUCCUUGAAUGACCUUACCGGCGAAAAGGACAUCGAGAAGAGUCUCUCCAGCGUCUCGCUCAGACUGGCCACUCCUCCCGAUGAAGUCUCGAGCGCCAUGUCCCAGAAGGCCCUAACGGAUCCCAUUGUGGUCUCCUUCACCGACGACGACAGCUGCAACCCACGAAACUGGUCAGCCGCGAAGAAGACGUGGACUGUCACUCUGAUCAAUGUCUACACCUUUGUUGUCUACUGCACGGCGUCGAUUAUUACCCCCACUGCUGGCAUCAUUGUUGAGAAGUUCAAUGUCUCGGUGGUUGUUGCUAGUCUCGGUCUAUCGAUGUAUGUCGUUGGUUAUGGGACAGGCCCGAUGUUCUUCUCUCCUCUCAGUGAAGUCCCAACCAUAGGACGAAACCCUCCAUACCUCUACUCGUUCAUCGCCUUUUUCCUCGUCUCCAUUGGGCUGGCAUUCGUCAACAAUUUCCCAGGCUUGAUCAUCCUGCGUUUCCUCCAGGGCUGGUUCGGCAGUCCUUGUCUGGCCAGCGGUGCCGCCUCCAUUGAAGACGUCUAUGACAUGUACAGCGCGCCUUACGGCUAUAUCUGGUGGGUGGCCAGCAUGUACUGUGGGCCGGCCUUUGGGCCCCUGCUGGCGGGCUACGCUGUCUCGGACAACUGGCGCUGGCCGCUCUACGAAGUGGUUAUCAUGGGCGGUCUGGUCCUUGUCGUCCUCCCGUUCCUGCCCGAGACAUCGCCUCAGACCAUCCUCCUCAACAGGGCUAGACGACUUCGCAAGGCCACCGGCAACAACGCCUAUAAAGCCCCCUCCGAACUCAAACCUCUCGCCUUUGGCAAGAUGCUCCACGAGGCACUCAACAAGCCACUGGAGAUCACCGUGAAAGACCCGGCUAUCCUGUAUGCCUGUGUCUACGGCUCGAUCGUCUACGCCACCUACUAUUCGUUCUUCGAGGCUUUCCCGCUGGUCUAUCUCGGCACCUACCGCAUGUCGCUCGGCGGCAUGGGACUCAUCUUCACCUCUCUCACCGUCGGCUGUAUCUGUGGCCUGAUAAUCUACUACCUGUACAUCACACACUACUUUAUCCCUCGCGCGCGUGCACAUCACGCAGAGCACGGCACCCCCGUCGCACAAGAGCAGUGGCUGCUCCCGGGACUCUUCGGCGUCUGGGGCCCGCCGGUCGGCCUACUGCUGUUCGCGUGGACGGCGCACACCAGUGUCCACUGGAUAGUGCCGACGCUGGGCAUCAGUAUCUUCGCUUUCUCGACCUUCUUCAUCUUCCAGGCCCUGAUCUGCUACGUGCCGCUGUCCUACCCGCGCUAUGUGGCCAGCCUGUUUGCCGCCAAUGAUUGCGCCCGCUCUCUGCUGGCCGCCGCCUUCGUCCAGUUCUCGCGGCAGAUGUACACACGCCUGGGCAUCGAUAAGGGCGUCACCCUCGUUGCAGCCCUGUCUGUCGUCGGCAUCGUCGGCAUGUACGGCCUGUACUUCUACGGCGCCAAGCUGAGAGCCCGGAGCAAGUUCACCGGUUGA
This is a messenger RNA of Fonsecaea erecta, 1659 nucleotides long. RefSeq lists its product as hypothetical. The record is from RefSeq and is a predicted model, not a curated record. Gene Ontology annotation, biological process: xenobiotic detoxification by transmembrane export across the plasma membrane. Gene Ontology annotation, molecular function: fluconazole transmembrane transporter activity. Bases 1 to 1659 code for a protein of 552 amino acids. The transcript has 2 exons. NCBI's taxonomy places the organism in Eukaryota, Fungi, Ascomycota, Eurotiomycetes, Chaetothyriales, Herpotrichiellaceae.